UCGUGGCCCGCCUCCGAGGAUGGGCGGCCGGCUCUUGUGCUGCUCCCCGGCGCUGCUGGCGGUGGCGGCGGUGCUGUCGGCGGGGCUGUGCAAGGAGCGGCCCUCGGACGCGAGCAGCGCGGCGGGGCUCAAGGAGCGGCAGAACCUCCUCAACCUCAUCAUGGAGAUCCUCCAGGAGCUGAAGCGCUACCGCCUCGAGGAGGACGAGAACGAGAACGGCGCCCACUACAAGCAGGACUACCUCCUCGGCCGGAGGCAGCUCCCCGACUACGGAGCCGACUCCGAGGAGCAGAGAGUCGAAAUAGUUCCAAGAGAUCUGAGAAUGAAAGACAAGUUUUUAAACCAUUUAACAGGACAUCUUUAUUUUGGUCCAAAAUGCACUAAACACUUUCACAGACUUUACCAUCAUACAAGAGACUGUACUACUCCUGCAUACUAUAAAAGAUGUGCCAGGCUUCUUACUCGGUUGGCAGUAAGUCCAAUGUGCAUGGAAGGAUAAGAUGCCACUACUAUCAAAGGAAUAGCGCCAAGAGAAGUGCCUUGGAAACCAACAGGGAAAUUAAAAAAACAUCUUUGUAACAUAUUCCAUUGUGAAGAGAUUUAUUUUUGCAAGUUGAUGGACUACUUCCCCAAAAUCUUUCAACAUGUGUUUUGUAUACUGUCACUACUGUUUACAGAUACACAUUCUUUAUGGUAGAAUCCUACCAAAACAAGAGAAAACGUUUCAUACUUUAAAGUUGCCCUACAAGAGAAGUGUUGUAUUGCCAAAAAGGAAUUUCAGUGACUAUCAAACACCUGAGUACAUUUCAUGCAGAGACAUUAUGGGACACUGUCAAGAAAACUUUCCUGUGAAGAUGGUUAUCACUUAUAUCUUUUUUUGCUUAUGCAAGUCAAACAGUUUCAUUCCAGUCUUUUUCAUAAAUCUGUUAUGUUGGAUUCAUUGAGUGGAAAACUGUAUGCCAUGUGCAAGAGAAACAUGUUUUAUGUAAAUCUUGGAUUCUGUAUCCACUCUAAAAUGCCAUCUGUUUUCUGUACAAUAGAGGUAUAAACAUUCCAGCUAAAUGUGCAAUAUGUAAAUAAUGUAAAUAACAUACAUACAGAAUAAAGUGUUUGGUAUAUUA
Anolis sagrei ordinatus is the source of this 1121-nucleotide messenger RNA. NCBI's taxonomy places the organism in Eukaryota, Metazoa, Chordata, Lepidosauria, Squamata, Anolidae. The record is from RefSeq and is a predicted model, not a curated record.